AGUUUUGCGGAGAUCAUUGUGAGAUCAAGAUCAUAAAAUUAUUUGGUUAUCGAUUGCUGAAGCUUUUCAAAGGGGUCAUUUAAAUAAAAACUGCUGAAGAUAGAACAUUAGAUCACCUAAAAGUGCAUCAUUAUCUGGAACGAAAAUUGGUAUUUGCUCAAUUUUAAACGAAAAACUUUUCCAAGAAUCUGUGCAGAAAGUUAUGAAAAAGUUAUUUUUACUUAUGUGAUUUUUUGCUCCCGGGUGUAGUGAAUUGGUCUGAGAACUCAUAAUAUUGUUGGUAGAGAAUGUCGAAUCAAAUGUUUAAUAGGUCAAUGCCUAACUGGGUGUCUGAGCAAACAGGAAGAAUUGGCCCAAACCCACCACCAUUACCAACUAAGAGAAAUAAUCCCGAUCCAGAUUACGAAGUGAUAGAUUUUUCUAGUCAGCAAUAUAGUAAUUCAGUGCCAUCGAAAGUUAUUAAAGAUAUCAUGCAGAAAAGUCCCUCUGAAGUUGGCUUGAAAUGUGAACUUUGUGGAACUAUCGGCCCUGUCAUCAAGUGUGAACAAUGCGUUAAGAAUUUGUUUUGCUUCACAUGUGAUGACAUGUUCCAUCGUCAUCCAAAGCGUCAAAAUCAUUUAAGAAAACGUGUUGAGUUUGUCAAUGUACGACCACCAUUACCACCAAAAAACACAUCACAGCCACAAGCACCCGUUCCACCUCCAAGACGAAAUAGAAAAAGUUGUUUGUCAAGUCCCAUGCCGGAAAGAAAGGAUCAGGCCUUUUCAACGAAGCAACAACAGAAAAACGCUUCAGUAUUUAAUGCGUCGCUUAGAGAGAAACUUGAGAAUUUAAAUAGGGUGACCAGAACCAUGCCAGAUGUUCCAUUGCCAGGCUCGAGAAGGAUGCAAAACAGACCUAAAAAUAAUAUUUUCGAUGCCAUCAAAAAGCCACCAUCAGUGGCGAUGGAAAAGAUUCAAAGCACAACUGCCGCAACUUUAGAUCGAAUGGCCAUACUUCAGCAACGCUAUCGACAACAUAAAGAAGCAAUGAACUCUGAUAAUUCAAGCGAUAAAAGUAGACGAACGAGUACAACUUCAACGAUUGACAGCACUUCGUUCCCCUUGAUUAAUCGACCACCUUUGCCUCCACAUUCUGUAAUUCACAACCCUAAUCACUUGGAAAACGGUGUUCCAAGAACCGACAGUUUUUCUUCCAUGUCAAACCCCCCACUUUCACCUCAGAGUUAUUCGAAUCAUCAAAAACCUUUCAUCGACCAGGUUCAAGCAUCUUCAGCACGUCGACCAGUCCCCAUACCCGGGUCAGGAACCUUACCAAAUCAUGCUGGAAGAAAUAUGAGUUCAUCAGUGUUUAAUCUGAAUCAAGGUGGUUAUCCGCAGCCCGGUUUUGUACCUCAACAGCCAAACCCAUGGGGAAUGAAUCCGAUGAAUCAGGCUCACUCAAUGGCGCAAUUGAAUAUGAUGGGAAAUCAAUGGAAUUUACCAUCUCAGGGAUGGCCAGGAAGUAAUUUUAAUGGAUCCAACAUGAGUCUUAACAUCCCAAAUUCUUUCGUUCAAAACGAUCAAACGAUGUGGCAUUCUUGGAUGCAACAACAGCAAUUUGGAUUUCCAGUUAUGCCAAAUGUCAUGCCAAUGAGAUCGAUGACUCUCUCUCGCGCAGCGUCACCCUCAUUGAGUGUUCGAUCGAGACGUUCAUUAACAACUUCAAGAAGUCGUCAUAAAUAUGUUCCACAAGAUUUAACUGAUGACGAGGAUUCUGACAUUGAAAACUUCACGGAUGAUUCUCGUUCAAGAAAACGUCUCGAACGUCGACCUCGUAGAAACCCAGAACAAAUUGAGUUGGAUUAUCGUGAUAAUGAAGUUAUCAAUCGCAUUCAGAAAAUGAAAGAAAAGUCGAAAUUUAUUAGAGAAAGAAGAAGUGGAUCGCUGACUAAUUGGCCGACGACAAAGGAUAGAGAUAGCGGAAGCUUGACACCUUCGGAUGAAGAAAUAAAAAAGACAGCAGUAAAACAACGAAAAUCUUCAUUGACGUCACCCUCUAUCCCACAAAGCCAAAAGUUUUUAUCUGAUUCAACAUCCGAGAAAGAAAAAGAAGAAGAAGUUGUUAAUCCUAAGAAGAAAGAAUCAACUUCAAAGUUUACGCAACCAUUGAGAAGUGAUUCUGCAUCCGAAAAGGAAUUAAUUAAAGAAAAUUCUCCACCAAUUAAAGAAACAAAUAAAACAAAAAAGAAAACUCAACCGGAUUCUGAUAAUGAAACGGUGUACAAAAAGUCCCCUGAAACAAAAUUAGUUAGCGAAAGUCGACCAUUAAAAAUUGUAACUCAUUCUGUUGUGAAGGCGAAAACAUCAAACAUCGUGAAUAAUAAUAACAAGGAAGGGGAAAACAUUUCUCAACCGGAAAAGCUCAUUAGGAGUGUUUGUUUUGUGCCUCAUGUUGUUUUAUCUUCUCCUUCACCUACACUUCAUCGCAUAAAAUUUUUAUACCCAAAUGAAUUCUAUGUUGUUGUUGCUUCAAGUGAUGAAAGUGUUCAUGAUGAACCCGAUGAUAUUGUGUUUCGAAGGGAAGUGAAUGAUUUAAAAAUCGCAGACGAUGAGCCUCUGUCUCAAUAUCAACCUGAAAAGGUUGUCGUAACAGAAGAAGUGAAAGAAGAAAGUUUUGAAGAAAAGGUUGAAAAUAAAGUGAAAGUAUCGACUGGCUGUGGACCUUCACCAGAUCGUGAAAUUCAAGAAAUUUUUGCUAAUGAAGAAAAGUUGGAAACCUUCACUCCUUUAAGAGAAAUCCCAAGUCGAUCAUCAAAAGUGUCAAUUGGAACUUCUCCGCCACCUCAAAGUAUAUCCACCCAGACUUAUGACGUGUCACCUUUCGACAUCAAUUCUGAAGCGGAAUCGAGUCAGUACCCAGUCGAAGGACGCUUUUCAAAUCGCUUAAGAAGAAGUCAGUCGUUUGCAAACACUUCGAGACUUGUCGAGCCCCCGACGACACUCCAACGUUCGCUUAGUCGAAUGAGUUUUUCAAGUGAACUUCAAGAUUUUGAAGCGCUGAAGUUUGAGAAUUUUAUGAAUCAGAGAAGAUUUGAGGAGUCAUCAAACGCAUCUGCUGGGGUUCAUUUAGCAAAUCUUUUGCGGGAAGCUGAACAUUUUAAGUUCAAUGCCGAAGAAUUGCAAGCAGCUUUAAAUCAUUGCGAGGGCUCCAAUCCAAUUUUAUGGCUACGUGAAAAUUGGCAAAAAUUAAUUGAAACUGUUCAACAUUUAGCAACAAAGUAUGGGCAUGAAUUAAAAGUCAAUACCGUUGGAACCAUUUCCGCUAUUGAAGCAAGAGAAGCCCUCCGAUUACACAAGGGAAAUAUUUGGCAUGCUGUUACAAAGUGCAUUGAACAACGUCAAAAAAAGUACAAUGCAAUUGCUGCACGUGGAAAUUUUACUCGUGAGGAUAUUGUUACAAGUCUAACAGCACAUCACGGAAAUAUUGAAUUGGCUCUAAUCGAAUUGAACAAAACACAACUGAAACCCUUUUUGAUGAAAAUUUGGGGGCCUCCUUCGGGUGUUGAUAAUGAAAGUGGCAAUUACAUGAUGGAACGUGACACUUACAGUCUAGAUCCAAACAUUCAGGAAUAUUUAAAUAACAUCAUUAUUCAAAAUGAUAAUAAUUUUCAACAUCAUCAGAAUGAAUUUAAGGAAUAUUUUAGUCCAUCGUCGCCUCAAUCAAUGAGCUUUCAAUCAUCAUCAUUAGAUGAUCAAAUUUUCGAUGAAAAUAUAAAUAACGAAGAUUUGUUUACAACUGUGGAUUAUAAUUCAGUGAAUAAUGCCAAUUUGCUGAAGGAUAUUGAGAAUCUCAUUCAGAAUAUGGAACGAAAGCAAACACAAGAUAAUGAUUGUACAAUGUUGAAGAACAUUGAUAAUAUCUUGAGCAAUAUUAAAUUAAAUGAUUCGAGAUCUCAUUCACCUCAAUCAAAUUUAAGCAUUGAGCCUAUAAGGAUGAAAAGUCCUAUAAUGAUACCGAAUCGCAAUGAUGAUAAAAUUAAAAGCGAUGUUUAUAGCAUAAUCGACGACAUAAGGAAUUUUGUCUCUAACAAUAUUCAAGAUAUUGUGCCUGAUUUAGUCAGUCAAGUUGAACAGGAGAUUACAACAGAUUUGAGUAGCGAUAUUGCUAUGGAAAAUCUUGAAGAAUUUCAGCGUAAUCGACUUGAAGAGGAAUUUGAAGAAAGAAAUUUUUCAGCUAUUGAAAGCAAAGAAGAUUUUCAUUUUUCACAAGAAUUAGAAGAUUUUCUUCGUAGUCGUCAUGACGAAGAAUUUAAUGAAAGGAAUAGUGUCGUCGACCAAAGUCGUCGUCGUCGUACGUCAUCUGGUAAUAGUGACAAAGAAGAAUUCGAUGACUUUUUCAGAAGUCGCCACAAUGAAGAAUAUAUGGAACGGAACAAUGAUUUUCAUAAUGUGCAUGAUGAUGCAAGUCAUGAAUCAAUUAUGGUUGUAAGCCAAACAAAUGCGAACGAUGACUUUGACACGAUUGUAGCUGCAGCAGUCGAUGAUGCCGUGAAUGAGAAUGAAUUGAAUACACAAGAAAAUAUUAUAAUGGAUCAACUAACAAAAAAUUUGACUAACGAAGCUGAAAGUAUUGUUGAGAAUAUUUUCAAUGAGAGCUUGAGAACUGUUCUUCCUAACGACGUUGACGAUUUAAAUUCACAAUCGAACACUCAACAGUUAGAACCAUUGAAAUAUAAAUCGAGUUUCAAUUUGAAGAUAAACAAGAAACCAUCGAAACGUCCCAAAUGUGAGCGAGACUUCAAGAAACGCAACAGUUUGAUAUUAGAAAAUAUUUUAAUGGGAAAGAUGCCGUCAAUAUCAUCAACGAAAUCGAAACUGAAAUCUUCAACAAUGAAUGCUGAUUCAAGUGCUCAAGAUAACAAUUCUGUUUCUGUAUCGAUACUAAAUGAUUUUGUAAGCAACAUUAAUCAUCCUGCUGGCUUAAUAAGCGAAAAUAUUGAACAACAAUCUGUGCUAAAUCCAAAUGAAAUUAAUGUUUCCGGUAGUGAGAAGAAUGUUGAAAGUUUUGAGAAUGUCGGGAAUGAAGCAAACAUUAUUAAUGGCAGUACUCGAGACGAAGUCGAGAACGAAAGUUUAAUGCUCUUGGAAAAUUCUUCAACACAAAACGAUGUUAUUGAAGCACGAACUGAAACAGUUUCUGUAACAAUGAAUGAUGAAAGCGCGUCUUCCACGGCCGUUAUUAAUGAUGAUGAUACACAGCACAUCGAAGAAGUUUUGAUUAAGAAUUCUCACGAGAAUGAGAUUCAAUCUCUACCACAAACAUCAUCAAACACUUUAAGUUCAAAUGAAGAUGACCCUUCCUUGAAGGCACCUCAAAAUCUCUCCGAACUUGUUGAAGAUACGCAACGUUUGAUUAAACAAAUGAAGGAUGAAAUAAAUGCUAUUUAUGUGUCGGAUGAUGAGUAUGAAUCAAGUGAAGGUUCAGAAUAUUCCGAUGAGUGGGGAAUUGAAUACGAAGGUGAAGAGAUUGAAGAUGAGUAUUCAUAUGAAGAGUCGGAGUAUGAAGAUUGGUCGGGUGAUUACAUUGAAUCAGAGCAAACAGAAAUUACCACAGACGAACGUGAAUUGCAUGCUGAUGAACAGGUUGCGGUGGAUUUAACAAAUAUUAAUGGUUUAAAUCUAGAAAUUAGUAAUAUUGGUGAUUUAGCAAAUCCAAAUGCAAUGAACGAUGUUGAAAAUGCAGAAAAUUCAAACGAUUUUCAUGGCGAAUCGUUGCCAUUAACGCUGAUGUCAUCGGCUGAUCAUUUUCAACAAGAUUCACCAGGUAGCAUGGAAACAAGCUCAGAAGCUCUUAAAGAUAAUGACGUUAAUUUAAAUAAUUCACAAAUUCAAGCAGCUGAAGAAGUGAACGAUGAAGAAUUAACUCCCACUGCUAAUCAAGAAGAAGAAAAAGUAAAAGCAGCAGCCAUAAAUAACGAGAUUAAUGGCACUACGAGUUCGAUCAAAGAAAUAGUGAAUGAAGCUAUUAACGAGGUCAUUAACGCCAUUUCCCUUGAUGAAAGUGAUAUUAACGUUCACAAUGGUGCGACACAAAUUGGCGGAGUUUCGUUUCAGCAUGACGAGAACGACAACGAAAACGAUGAAAACGACGAACAUGACACAUCUAUUAUCGAUAGUAUUGCUAUGAAUAAUUCAGAAGAAAUUCAAUCGUCGGAAGUAAUGCCAAAAGUUUCUGAUACCACCAAUGAAUCGAUUACUUCCGGAAAUCAGUUAAAUUAUGAUGAAAUUGUUGAGGAAACCAUGAUUCUCUCAAUCGAAGAAGCAAGUAAUGAUGGCGUUGAACAAUUUGCAGUGUUGGAUGAUGGCGAGAAUGAUGGUCAGAAAAUCGACGAGUCACAAGAACCAUUAAUAAUUGAAUUGAACGUAGUUGUUGAUAACCAAGUUGAAAUGGCAAGUGCUGGAAGAAGUUCUGUGGAAACCGAUGAAACAGUGAAAUUAGAAGAGAAUGCAAAUCAAGAUUCAAGCGAACAAAAGCUCAAAGGUGCAAUUUCAAAAAGUAAAAUACCUGCAAAGAUAAAAAGUGAAAAGAAAAAGAAUUCAACAGUCAAAGACACUAACGAAAGAGCUUCGAAGGAAUCUGGUCAAAAUGAAUCUACAAGUUCAUCAUCAGAAAAGAUUAAAGCGCCUUUGAAGAAGGAAGAUAACACUAAAGAGGAUAUUUUACAUGCAACCAAUUCGAAACCGCCACAAGCAAUUAUAAAAACCGCUCCUGACUCUACAAGAAAAGGUUCGUUUGAUGCCAACUCGAAGAAAAAACCAUCAUUUGGUCUUUUAGUUACUUCAAAUGUUAAAAAUCUUCAAAAGGAAUUUCUAAAUAAAUCAAACAUUGCAACAUCUUCCAAACCACAGCAAGCACAGCCAUCAAAGCUAAAGCCAACAAAAUUAGUCCCACAAAAGUCAUUUUCCAAUAACCCAACGCAAUCAUUUGCCAAUAGGCUUACAAAAUUAAUCACCCCGUCAUCGAGUACGAAAAUUUCCGACAACUCUGAUCAAAAAGAAAGCCAAAAGGAAUUUAGAGAUCACAGCAAAGAUGUCGUUCCAGAGAAAAAGUACAUGGAACAUUGUUUCAGUGAUGAAUAUCCGACAACAGAUGACGAUGAAGAGGAAAGCGCAAAAGCAGUAUCAACUUUUCUGACUAAAAAGCCUCCAACUCAAGAUUUCGAAGAUGAAACAUCUGACCAAAAGGUCAACAGAUUUCUACUCGAAGGUUUGGUGCCGAAUCACUUAGCAGCAGAGUUGGCAGUGUCGUUAAUUGAAAUGAAAUAUCCACAAGAAUCUGCAUUGUGGGUGUCAGCUCAAGUAUCAACAAUUGAAGAUGCUAUCGAACUACUACAACAAGAAUGCGAGUUGUGCACUGAUAAAUAUCCAUUGAAUCAAAUGAUUACCAUGCUUAAAUGUGAACAUCAAUGCUGCAAGGAAUGUGCUUCUAAUUACUUCACAAUUCAAAUUACUGAUCGAUCGAUAAAUGAUUGUGUCUGUCCGUUCUGCAAGCUACCUGAACUUCAUGAUUCUGAUGAAGAUUCAAUUCUUGAAUAUUUUUCCAACCUCGACAUUUUACUCAAGAACAUUUUGCAAUCUGAUGUUCAUGACUUGUUUCAGCGUAAAAUACGUGACAGAGCGCUUUUACGAGAUCCUAACUUCAAGUGGUGUGUUCAGUGCUCAUCUGGUUUUUUUGCUCGUCCAAAACAACGUCGCUUAAUUUGUCCUGAUUGCGGCUCGGUGACUUGUGCAAAGUGUAGAAAAUUGUGGGAAAAACAACAUGAGGGAUUAUCAUGUGAGAAGUUCGCUGAAUGGAAGGAGGCGAAUGAUCCAGACGUACAAGCUGAGGGUGUGGCAAAGCAUCUAAAACUCAAUGGCAUAGAUUGUCCGAAAUGUAAAUUCAGAUAUGAUUUAGCUCGUGGCGGAUGCAUGCACUUUACAUGCACUCAAUGCAAGUACGAGUUUUGCUAUGGAUGCAACAAAGACUUUCUCAUGGGUGCGAAAUGUAAAGUAUCAUCUUAUUGUGCCAAACUUGGCUUACACGCUCAUCAUCCUCGAAAUUGUUUAUUCUAUUUACGUGACAAAGAACCACAAGAACUUCAAAGUCUUUUGAAGAUUAACAAUAUCGAAUUCGAUGAAGAUUUUCAAUCAUCGUCUGAUGGCGCAAAAGCUUUUGUGAGAUGUCCCGUACAAUUGCAGAAAGAAACACCAUCGGGAUUAGUGGACACUGUAUGUAGCAAUGAAGUGCCAGAUGGUCAUGCUGGUUUGUGCAGAUCACAUUAUGUCGAAUAUUUGGUGUCAGUUGUUUACCAAGCUAAUAUCGAUCCACUUCCUAUAUUGGACUUAACUGAUUGUGUGCAGGAAUUAAGACGACGUGGGAUUCCUUUACCCGAAAGAGGACCAUGGGACACUGACCCAAUUUAUCGCGAAAUGUGUCAAAAAAUUGUGAAAGAAAACAUCCCUCUGGAAUAAGUGUGAAUAGAAACAUAAAAUUGAUUCUAAGAUAUUUUUUCUCUUUUUUUGUAUUCACUGUGCAUUAUCAAAGAUGUUGAAUGAAGAUAUAGAAAUAAAGUUUUCGCAAUAAAAAAACUAGUUAAAUA
Molecule: messenger RNA, 8620 nt
Organism: Clunio marinus
Lineage: Eukaryota; Metazoa; Arthropoda; Insecta; Diptera; Chironomidae
Source: the annotation of a GenBank genome assembly